AGGCUCAUAUGACCCCAGCUAGAUGGGACCCUCUGUUCCCCUUAGGAUGGAAUCCCCGAUGAUGAGGACCCGGCGUUUCUUCCUCCUGGUGCUCCCUCUCUGUGCCAUCUUUGUCAUACGUGGAGUGGCAUCAUCCCCGUUGGAGGCAUCCCCUUCAUCCUUCUCUUCCAAGGCUGCUAGGGUCUCGUAUCUGUUCCUGAGUUGUACCUGCGGAGACUCUACCAUGCUAGCCCAAGCAGCCCUGGUUCUGGUGGGUACCUUCUGCCACUCCUCUGUUGUGCAUCUCUCCUGGGGGGUCUUUAUGCUGGAUGACUGGUCCUACAGUGAAUGGAAAUAGGUGUCAAUUUCAUCCUCUGCAGCCCUGAUCCCCAGCAGCCUGCUCACCUCAGCCUGCAGCUCCCUCACCUGCUCCUCCAGGUCCCUAAGUCAGGCACAGGAGGGACAGGCAAGGGAACCACCAGACCCCUCUCCUACUACCAACCUCUGGAUCCCCACCAGACUGCCCCCACAGACAGGGGCGCAGGGGGCCGCUGACCCUGCCAUGAGCUCCGUCUGGGUGGAGGCCUCAGAGAAGCCCAGAGCAGGUGGCACCACCAGGGCCCCAAGCAGCUGCGCUCCAUGUCUGUACCAUGUCCAUGAAGCUGUGAGUCAAAUUCUCUCACCUAUUGGAGGCUCCUUCUGGACCGCUGCCAUGCGCCCACCUUGUGUAAACGCCGGUGCAAAUGCCAGCACGCCCUUCCAAAGCGCACCUGUUUGCAUGCACUGUUCAUGCGCGCUGCCCACAUGCGGCCCGGGAAUGCAGCUCCCUGCCAGCUGGACUAAAAGGCAUCUGGGGGGCUUCCCCUCCGGAUCCACCUCAGCUGUGCCAGCUCCCUCUGCCCCACUUACCUUAGGGGGAUCAGCGGCUGCUGCCCCCUCUGCUGCCUCUGCUGCUGCAGCUGCCUUCGCCGCUGCUGGUGAGGUAAGGGGGUACACGUGUGUGUGGGGACACACGUGUGCCUGGCUCCCUCCAUACUCUGCUCCAUGCCUCCAACUGCCAGGUGUUGGUUCAAACCACGGCUUUUCAAGGCCACGGUUUGAAUUUGCUGCAUCUGCCCUUGCAGCCAAUCAAGUGCUCUGGCUACCCCGGAAGUGCCUGCCAGCAGCCCCUCUCCCUACAGUCUCUCCCAGUGAAAGCAGCCUUGAGUUUCUGGGGUGGCUGGUGCCACCGCCCCAAGGGACUGCCCCAGCAGUGCUCCCUUGCUUGGGGAGAUCAGUCCCCCCCCAGGCCUCCCCCUGUCCACACGCGGAACCCACGUGCGGCCCAGAAGCACGACUCCCUGCCAGCUGGGCUAAAAGGGAUCCAGGGGGCUUCCCCUCCGGAUCUGCCUCAGCUGCACCAGCUCCCUCCACCCCACUUACCUUAGGGGGAUCAGCUGCUGCUGCCCCCUCUGCUGCCUCUGCUGCUGCCACCACCUCCACCACCGCCGGUGAGGUAAGGGGGCACACGUGUGUGUGGGGAUGCAUGUGUGCCCGGCUCCCUCUUCAUUCUGCUCCUUGCCCCAAACUGAUUUUGUAA
Alligator sinensis (Chinese alligator) is the source of this 1558-nucleotide messenger RNA. RefSeq names its product translation initiation factor IF-2-like. The record is from RefSeq and is a predicted model, not a curated record. The coding region runs from base 542 to 1558 and encodes 338 amino acids. The transcript is spliced from 2 exons. NCBI's taxonomy places the organism in Eukaryota, Metazoa, Chordata, Crocodylia, Alligatoridae.